CGGCCCGGGCGGCCCUGCCCCGCCGCGGGCUGACCGGUGCGCGCAGAUGUGCAAGCCGGUCGCGUCCGCUCGCCUGGGGCGCGAGCCUUAGAGGGGCGCCUGCCGGCGGGGCGCGCUCUAGUGCGGUGGGCGGGCCCCGGGGACCGAGGUGCGUCCGGGCGGAGCUUCGGGAGGCUUCAGCCAGGGUCGCGAUGGCCAGGGGCCGCCGCGCGGAGCUUUCAGGGGAGGCCUGCCCCGCGGAGCGUCGGCACCCAAUGGCCUGGGGGCGCCGGAGAAGCGGCGGGCUGUGCCUGCAGCCUCGGGCGGCCGGAGCUCGCGAACCCGAGGAGUCACCGGGCCCGCAGGGCUGGGAAGAGGUCGGAGGGGAGUCUGUUGGCAGAAUGAGGAAGCGACCGCAGCCUGGCCUAAGGAGCAGCCAGGAUUGGGAGGCCGAUUUGGAAGCUGGGGACCAAGCGGAGGUGGUGCUGCUGACCUUCCAGGACGUGGCUGUGUACUUCUCUUGGGAGGAGGGGCGGCAGCUGGGCCCAGACCAGCGGACGCUAUACAGGGACGUGAUGCUGGAGAACUACGGGCACGUGGCCUCGCUGGGACUCCCUGAGUCUAAGCCAGAGCUGAUCUCCCAGCUGGAGCAAGGUGAAGAGUGGUGGGUGCUGGGUCUGCUACGAGCUGAGCAACAGGAGGUUUUGAGCAGGACAGAUUCUGUGAUUGGGACUGAGAAGGAGUUAUUCAUUCUAAACCAGAAAUGUUCUGAAGAAGUAAAAACACCAGAAUUGAUAUCAAGAACAUUCUCAAGGGGUAAUCCACAAGCAUCUAAGUUACAGAAAGCUUGGGACAUUGAGAAUAAACUAGAAGAACACCUGGGAAAUCCUUUUGGGGAGAGUUUGAAGAAACCCCAUCUUCACAAGAGAGUUUUCAGCAAAGAAAUUUUCAUGUGUAGGCAAAGAUCUCCGGGAGAAAGAAUCCAGAAAUGUGGUACAUUUGAUAGAAACUUGAGUCUGAACCAAAAUGUUGUUAGACUUCAGAAAACUAGAACAGGAGAAAGAGGUUUUAAAUGUGAUAUCUGUAGCAAAACCUUCAAAUAUAAUUCAGACCUAAGUAAACACCAGAGGAAUCACCCUCGGGAGAAACCAUACGAGUGUGGUCAAUGCGGACGAACCUUUACUCACAGCUCAGGACUUAUUCUGCAUCAGCAGGUUCACACUGGAAACAAACCAUUCAAAUGUAAUGAAUGUGGGAAAAAGUUCGGUCUUCAUUCCUACCUCCUUCUUCACCAGAGAAUUCACACUGGAGAAAAACCUUUUGGAUGUAGUGAAUGUGGGAAGGCUUUCAGUCGAAGCUCAACUCUCAUUCAACAUCGUGUAACUCACACAGGAGAAAAACCUUACAAAUGUAACACAUGUGGGAAAGCCUUCAGCCAGAACCCACAGUUAGCACAGCAUCAGAGAAUUCACACUGGGGAGAGACCCCAUGCAUGUAGUCAGUGCGGGAAGGCCUUCCGUCGAAGUUCAAGCCUUAUUCAGCAUCAGAGAAUUCACACUGGGGAGAAGCCCCAUAAGUGUAGUCAGUGUGGCAAGACCUUUAGUCAGAGCUCAAGCCUUUUUCUCCAUCACAGGGUUCACACUGGUGAGAAGCCCUAUGCAUGUACUGAGUGUGGUAGAGCUUUUGGUUUUAACUCCCAUCUUACUGAACACAUACGGAUUCACACUGGAGAAAAACCCUAUGUUUGUGCUGAGUGUGGCAAAGCCUUUAGUCGGAGUUCAACUCUUGUUCAGCAUCGGCGAGUCCACAGUGGGGAGAAGCCCUACCAGUGCCCUGACUGUGGGAAAGCCUUCAGUCAGAGCUCACAGCUUGUCCUGCACCACAGAGUCCACACUGGGGAGAAGCCCUAUGAAUGUGGUGAUUGUGGGAAAGCCUUCAGCCGGAGGUCCACCCUGACUCAGCAUCAGAAAAUUCAUUCUAGGCAGAACCCUCAUGAGUGCAAAAAAUGUGCCGCAGCCUGUGUUCAUGGCUCCAGCCAUAGCCCACGUGGAUGGAUCCACACUGGAGAGAAACACUCUGUGUAUGACAGAUGCUAUGGCACAAACCUUGUUCUGCAUUGGACGGUUCACACUGGUGAGAAAUCCUUUAGGGGUGAUUAACGUUGUAAACCUUCCAGUCCCAGCACACAACCCACCAAACACCAGAAAACUGGUGCUGGGGAGAAGCUCUACAAAAAUCAAGAUUGUGGAAACUCCUUCAGUCAGGGCUCAACCCUUACUGAAUAUGAGGUAACUCCUGCUGGUGAGAGGUCUUAUUGUUGUCAUGUGUGGGAGCACCUUCAGCCAGACGUCACGACACAGCAUCAGCAAGUCCACAUGGGAGAGACACCUUUAAAUGAUGAAUCUGAAAGAUACUUUAUUCAUAGUAAAAAGAUUUUCCAAGAAAGACACUUAAUGGGAUAAAUGUGGGGAACAGUUCAGCAUUUGUCUAUUUUGUAUUGGGUAGGAUGGUAACAUGGAAGUCAAGUAAGAAGAUCAAAAUAUUAAUAGCAAAGCAAAAUAAACAGUUCAGAUAUCUAAGUCAUUA
Messenger RNA from Phacochoerus africanus (Common warthog), 2565 nucleotides. It is a transcript of the gene ZNF251, whose product is annotated as zinc finger protein 251. Gene Ontology annotation, biological process: regulation of transcription by RNA polymerase II. NCBI's taxonomy places the organism in Eukaryota, Metazoa, Chordata, Mammalia, Artiodactyla, Suidae. Gene Ontology annotation, molecular function: RNA polymerase II cis-regulatory region sequence-specific DNA binding; DNA-binding transcription factor activity. The transcript is spliced from 4 exons. The record is from RefSeq and is a predicted model, not a curated record. Bases 192 to 2138 code for a protein of 648 amino acids.